Molecule: messenger RNA, 1502 nt
Organism: Durio zibethinus
Lineage: Eukaryota; Viridiplantae; Streptophyta; Magnoliopsida; Malvales; Malvaceae
Product: la-related protein 6B-like
Biological process (GO): RNA processing
Cellular component (GO): nucleus; ribonucleoprotein complex
Molecular function (GO): mRNA binding
Source: RefSeq, a predicted model, not a curated record
AGCAGCAGCAGCAGCAGCAGCAGCAGCAGCAAAGUCAGAGGAUGAUGAUCCCUCCUCCUUCGCCCCCUGGGAUGCUGCAAGUCUACCCUCCUCAUCCUACUCCGCCGGCGGCAGCGUUUCACCUCCCCGUUCAUAGCCCUGUGUCUGUGCCACCUCACAUGGUUCCCGUCCACCUCCAUAUGCCUAUGCGUAAUCAUCAUCAUCAUCCUCACCAGAAUCAUCAUCAUCAACAUCGAGAGCAAGAAGUUGAUGCUGUUGUGAAGAUGGAUCAGCAGAAGGAGCACAAGGAUCAUGGUGCUACUCCCUCCAAAAAUGGACUAUCCCAAGAAGCUACAUUAAAGAUUUUGAAUCAGGUUGAGUACUAUUUUAGCGACUUGAACUUGGCCACCACUGAUCAUCUUAUGAGAUUCAUCAACAAGGAUCCUGAAGGAUAUGUGCCAAUAUCCGUUGUUGCAUCUUUUAAGAAGAUUAAAGCCCUUGUUACUACUCAUUCCCAGCUAGCUACUGUUUUGCGGAACUCAGUGAAGCUUGUAGUUAGUGAAGAUGGAAAGAAAGUAAGACGCCAACAUCCCCUCACUGAAUCAGAUAUGGAAGAGUUGCAGUCUCGCAUAAUUGUUGCUGAAAAUUUGCCUGAUGAUCACUGCCAUCAAAACCUCAUGAAGAUUUUCUCUGCUGUAGGGAGUGUGAAGACAAUCCGUACCUGUCAGCCCCAACCAUCUAGUGGUGGGGCGUCUUCAACAUCUAGGUCUGCAAAAAGUGAUGGCAUGCAUUUUAGUAACAAGUUGCAUGCAUUUGUGGAAUAUGAAUCUGUUGAGUUGGCUGAGAAAGCAGUUGCAGAAUUGAAUGAUGAGGGAAACUGGAGGAGCGGCCUUAGGGUUCGCCUAAUGCUUAGACGUGCAAGAGAGGAGCAUUCCAACGACAAAGAGGGUGGGCAGAAAAAAGGGCGAAACAGGGGUCGGGGCAAAGGACGUGGGCGGGCUCAAUUCCAUAAUAACCAUCAUAAUACUCGCGGAAAUCAUGUGAGCACUCCCCUUUCUGCUUCAAGUAAUUUGCUCAGCAAUGAGCAAGCUGUAGCAAAGCAGCCCCCUGGUCCUCGAAUGCCAGAUGGCACAAGAGGAUUUGCUAUGGGUAGGGGAAAGCCAGUUGCUGUUAAUACCGCAUGAUUAAUAUGUAUACUACACAAUCUUGUAACUGUGUGCAAUGUGAUAAAGGGGUAAGGAGAUGUGUAUUUGGUAUUUGGUGGCAGGUAGGGGCUGUUCAUCUGUGGUUAUUAGUUGUAGUUGAAGAGUAAAAUUACAUGAUUAGUGAGUGUCGAGUGGCCAUUUUCCUAUGAUUUUGUAUGUGGGUAUGGAUGAUGCAAAACCAUAUGCAUAUCUUCGUUUUUUUGUUUUUUUUUUUUUCGUUUUUAGCUUUGAUUGAUGUAGUGUGUCGAUGACAAAUACCCUAUUAUAUAGAGUGAGUGAAGAAGCAAUAAUACUUUUGGUUAGAAUAAUUUGUUUUGC